Messenger RNA from Sorex araneus (European shrew), 3124 nucleotides. RefSeq names its product cholecystokinin A receptor (gene CCKAR). The record is from RefSeq and is a predicted model, not a curated record. Gene Ontology annotation, cellular component: membrane. Bases 448 to 1722 code for a protein of 424 amino acids. The transcript has 6 exons. Gene Ontology annotation, molecular function: cholecystokinin receptor activity; neuropeptide receptor activity. Lineage: Eukaryota; Metazoa; Chordata; Mammalia; Eulipotyphla; Soricidae. Gene Ontology annotation, biological process: neuropeptide signaling pathway.
ACAACUUAACAGCCAGCCGGCAGUCAGAUGCACACACACUGCCGGGCAUGGUUCCAGCGCUAAAAAGGCACUAAUUGCUUUUAUAGAAGGAGGUAGAGACCGCGUCCCUCCGUGUCCGUACUCCUGAUGUCUGCAUUAUCGGAUCUGUUACCGUGUUGAUUGCUCCUGUCUCAGCAGCCACCGCGGGCUCUGUUCUGCCUAUGUCCGGGUUGGUGACAGGUCCCUCUGCAGAGAGAAGAGCAGUUCUGGGCGCACACAUGCCUGCCCAGCUGGACGGAGCGCAGUGAACUCAGGAGGAAUGGCCGCGCCAGCGCCCACCUGGAGUCCGUCCCUUCCUGGCCCCUGCACCCCAGGUCGCAUCGGCCCUUAGACGACGGAGCCCAUGAGCCCACCCCAGCCGUGAGCCAUUCCCAGCUCGCCAGCCCCGGUGGGAAGCAGCAGGGAAGGAUGGAUGUGGUUGACAGCCUCCUCGCCAACGACAGCAACCUCUCUCCUCCCUGCGAACUCCGCAUCGACAAUGAGACGCUUUACUGCGUGGAGCAGACCCAGCCUUCCAAGGAGUGGCAGCCCGCGGUGCAGAUUCUCUUGUACUCCUUGAUCUUCCUGCUCAGCGUCCUGGGAAACACGCUGGUCAUUACAGUACUGAUUCGGAACAAGAGAAUGAGAACGGUCACCAACAUCUUCUUGCUGUCCCUGGCGGUCAGCGACCUCAUGCUCUGCCUCUUCUGUAUGCCCUUUAACCUCAUCCCCAACCUGCUCAAGGAUUUCAUCUUCGGGAGCGCAGUGUGCAAGACCACCACCUACUUCAUGGGCACCUCUGUGAGCGUAUCCACCUUUAAUCUUGUAGCCAUAUCUCUGGAGAGAUACGGUGCCAUUUGCAAGCCCUUGCAGUCCCGGGUCUGGCAGACAAAAUCCCACGCCUUGAAGGUGAUCGCUGCUACCUGGUUUCUCUCGUUCACCAUCAUGACUCCGUACCCUAUUUACAGCAACCUGGUGCCUUUCACCAAGAACAACAACCAAACCGCCAAUAUGUGCCGCUUUCUGCUCCCCAGUGGUGUCAUGCAGCAAUCCUGGCACACGUUCCUGUUACUCAUUCUCUUUCUUAUUCCUGGAAUUGUGAUGAUGGUGGCAUAUGGAUUAAUCUCUCUGGAACUUUACCAAGGCAUAAAAUUUGAUGCUAACCAGAAGAAGUCUGCCAGAGAGCGAAAGGCCAGCCCGGGGAGCGGCAGCCGGUACCAGGACAGCGACGGCUGUUACCUGCAGAAGUCCAGGCCCGCGCGCAAGGUGGAGCUGCGGCCGCUGCCCGCCAGCCCCGGCGCCCGCAUACCGCGCAUCCGCAGCAGCAGCUCGGCGGCCAACCUGCUGGCCAAGAAGCGCGUGAUCCGCAUGCUCAUGGUCAUCGUGCUGCUCUUCUUCCUCUGCUGGAUGCCCAUCUUCAGCGCCAACGCCUGGCGCGCCUUCGACACGGCCUCGGCCGAGCGCCUGCUCUCGGGCACGCCCAUCUCCUUCAUCCUGCUGCUCUCCUACACCUCCUCGUGCGUCAACCCCAUCAUCUACUGCUUCAUGAACAAGCGCUUCCGCCUGGGCUUCCUGGCCACCUUCCCCUGCUGCCCCAAGCCCGGCCCCCCAGGGGCGCGCGGCGAGGGGGCCGACGAGGAGGACGGCAGGACCACCGGCGCCUCGCUGUCCAGGUACUCCUACAGCCACAUGGGCGCCCCGUGAGGCGGCGGCGGGGUCGCCGGGUGGGGCCUGGAGCGGGGGGCGCGGGUGGGGAAGAGAGGAGGAAAGGCGGCAGGAAGCAGAAGGAAGGCCCCGGGUUCGGGGGGGAACUCUGCUGGGACCCCACUAGGACAGGGUCCGUGACUCGGGGCAACACCUUGCCUGCAGCCUUUGUCACCGAAAGCACCGCUGCAGGCCAGUGCCAGGAGUCAGUGGGGCCAGUGCUGCCAAUGUAACUGCCCCGUGUCCAAACGGGGAUGAGGCCUUGCUCCACGUUAGAAGCUUCUAGAACCUCCAAGGCGGGUGGGCUUCCUUUCCCCCUCCAUGCUCUGCUGUUUCUGCCCUUGCGGAAUUGUGGGGAGUCCGCUCUGCCCUUGGAGAGUACACUGUUCUCUCUUGUCCGUGUUCUUUUCCGCUCCGUAGCAUCAGGACCACAGGUGAACAAACCCCUCUUCUGGCCGUUUCUGUACGGAGGGGGCAGCCUGACUUUCCCGGGGGAAGUGGUCAGGGACGCUCAGAGAUGUGCUUUGCGAUAUCUUUGGAACCACCUAAGGAAUGUUGGGUCAAAGAUGAAAUUUGGACAUUACACUUCUAAAAAGAAAAGAGCACCCAAGGCAAAGAGCCAGGUAGAAGUGGCAAAGGUGGUGUUCAUCUCCAAGGAGUUGCCAGAUUUCACACAGGGAAGUACAGGCUGGUCAGUUCUGCCUCCUAUCAGGAAUGGUAAGUGCCAGGCGGUCCAUAGUAAUCUAGAAUUGCUGCUUUCAUGUGUACUACUUCACUAACGCCAGCGUUACGUGGUGGUGUGCCUCGGCUUAAUUCUCAUACUCAUGGGACACUUCCUCUUUUCCACAAAGACCUCUAGGUACGAAGGAGACUAGUGACCCCUGUGUAACUGACCAAGAAAGGGAUUUGUGUCAAUUUGCCACAAAUUGUCAGGCAAAAGGAAGGAUAAAGGUGGCAUAUUUUUGACACAAUUAAUGUAGGGCUUUUUGAAUGUGGAAUCUCCCUAUGCCUUUGAAUACUAUCUCUGUUUGCAGCACUACUUGCAUUUUAUGUAUGUACAAGUGUAAACUGAACAUACACGUACGUUACUUCCAUAUAAGCAGAGUUUGGGGUAUGUUCAUAGAGAAGAAAAAUAAUAGUGAAUAGAUGUUGUAAUUCAAAUUGAAAAAUGUCAUUUACAUUCACAACAGUUGGAGUUUCCUGUGAACUUCUUUGCAAUGUUACAUCGAAAUCUUGCUUCUUUAAUCUAAAAAUCUGUUUGAAAAAAAAAAAGGCAUGAGUUAUAUGUGCAGGCACCAGGCAGUGCCUUUCCAGAGUCGAAUGUGUCUGUCGAUAUUUCUUAAUUCCUUUGUGUUGUUUUAGGGCAAAGUUGUCUUGUCUGCUUCAAUAAAUGAACACUGAU